This is a messenger RNA of Melanotaenia boesemani (Boeseman's rainbowfish), 1796 nucleotides long. RefSeq names its product flocculation protein FLO11-like. Lineage: Eukaryota; Metazoa; Chordata; Actinopteri; Atheriniformes; Melanotaeniidae. The transcript is spliced from 12 exons. The coding region runs from base 213 to 998 and encodes 261 amino acids. The record is from RefSeq and is a predicted model, not a curated record.
UUAAAUGGAUGCAGGUUUGUAUCAAGUGGGCUGCCUUGUGUUAAGUCUCUGCAUCCACCCACUUUACAUCAGGAAGGGAAGCCUACCCUUCUUUAUCUGAAAGGAAGUGCGAAAAUAAGCAUCAGCGGCGGAGUGCCCAAGCUUGGACACCUUUUACACUGACCACUCAGCUCGAGUCUGUGAGAGAAGUCAGCGAGAAUCACACCAUCACCAUGGAGCCCAUCAAGGUUUUUGUCUUCCUGCUGCUGGUGUCUCUCCAUGUCUCCACAGAGGGUACAAAUGAAACGGAUACUGGGGUGCAAGAACAAGCAGCAUCACCUUCACCAAAGACAGUAGCUGAAGCAGCAUCAUUAGGAACAACUAAAUCUGUGAAGGAUCCUUCACCUACAGGAGCAUCUACACUCCACCCUAAAGGCAACACUUCACUAUCAGUUUCCCAGGAGCCCAAUGAAAAUGGUAAGACAAAUGAAACGGAUACUGGGGAGCAAGCACAAGCAACAUCACCUUCACCAAAGACAACAGCAGCACCAUUAGAUGGUAAGACAAAUGAAACGGAUACUGGGGUGCAAGAACAAGCAACAUCACCUACACCGAAGGCAACAGCAGCACCAUUAGGAACAACUAAAUCUGUGAAGGCUCUUCUACCUACAGGAGCAUCUACACUCCACCCUAAAGGCAACACUUCACUAUCAGUUUCCCAGGAGCCCAAUGAAAGUGCACCCACUACUACCCAAGCAUCAGUUAAUCUGGGAGCAGCAGCUCAAACUGCUGGCAACAGUCUCUGGUCGCUGAUGGUGCUAGUUGUUGUAGCUGCAGUUGUAGCUGGAGUUGCCAUGUGCUGCAAAUUCAAAAGCAAGAAAGUCCACAGUCACACAGAAACCAUUGAUACUGGAACUGAGAACGCAUCUUUCCAAAACAGGCCUGAAGGCUCCAAAGAUAGUGUCAUGCUUGUCGGAGUAAAGUCAUCAGGUGGAGAAGAAAAUGCUUCCGCGAGAUAAAGAAAAAGAAAAGGAAGAGCAGAAACAUCAGGAUGGGCAAGUGGAAAAAAGACAAAUGUCAUCCAGAGGCGGCCAGUCUGGAGAAGCGUGUAGAUUUUUUUUAUUUCUAAUUUGGUGAAAGAUUUUGUGACACAGGAACAUUUUCAGGUAUAUUUCUGUAAAACACAGCAAAUUCAUUUGGUGGAAAGUGACUCAAUAAAGCAAAUUUUUCACAUCAUGGACAACAAAGCUCUUUAGACUGACAGCUGUCAGUCUGCCUAUGGAAUAUAAAGAAUUAAAAAUAUGUUUUGUUAUCUAUACAGCCUUUAUUCUAUCCAGCAUGUUGCUGCUUUGCUCACUUUUUUUCACUGCUGAUCCACAAACCUGUUUCCUGUAAAGUGCACUGACCUCAAAUCUGUCACAUCGAUGCUAUGAAUCACCUCAUUCCAUAGUUACCGUCUUUCCUUUGUGUGUUAUCUAUCAUUUAUCUAAACUGAAUUAUUUCAUAGAUUUUGUUUUUAAUGUCACAUUCACACAUAAGUAUUUUGUAAGAUGAAGCUCUUUGUAGGUGGAGACUGUUUUCUGCAGGAAUAAAAGGGAUAUCUGCAAAGAAGUCCUCCAUCAUCUUGUAGAUCUUGUGCAGGAAUUUUGUUUGUACAUUUUGUUGUGUGAGGAAUCUGCAGUACAGUGAAUAAAAUAUUACACAGAUUCAGAUGGAUGUAUUUACUGUAAAGCUACUGGAACUGCUUUGUGAUGAAAGACUGGAAUUAAUUACUGUCAACCUCUGUUUUUCAAAAAAAAAAAAAAAAAACAUAAAAA